AUGACACCCUGCAAUCCUGAUCCUCGGCAAGAUGAAGUGCCACCUCCAGUUCAGAGCUCAACCACAACGGGGGCUCAAGACUGUUCGACUUGUGUCCGGCGACGUAUUCGAUGCGAUCGGACUCUGCCCCAGUGUGUAAAAUGCUCGAAGAAAGGCCUAGCUUGUCCUGGCUAUGGACCUCGUCUGAGAUGGGCCAAUGGUAUAGCUGUUCGGGGACAUCUCAAAGGCCGUACGACGCCGCAUAUUGAAAAACCGGCGCGAGCCAGGGCCUCUUCCAAGGAAUCGACGUCUCCCAGGUCCAUUAAAUCCCCCGAGAGUGACACCAUUACGCGACAGCCUUCAAUCAUAGAUCCCCUGGAGAAGUUGUUCCCUGGGUUUCCAGAUCCGGCUACUAGAUCCCGACUGCUCGACCACUACGACAAAAACAUUGCCGGAUUGAUGGUGUGGAUCGACUCCGAAAGGAAUGAGUAUCGUCGCCUCGUUCUACCGCUUGCUGAUCGCCAACCAGUGCUCUUGCUGGCCAUUCUCGCCAUCUCCGCUCAACACCUGGCUGUCACCAAAAAGGUCGAGUCAAGCUUUUCAGCUCGAGCCCGUGAUGCCGCUGUCACGAUGAUAUCAACCCAGAUCCGACAGGUUACGGGCCGUCUGGCGGCCGGUUAUGAUUUGGGAAGCGAGAUAGACACGGAAACUGCGGUGUGGAUGCUCGCAUCAAUGCUAACACUCGCCUCGUAUGAGAUGGCGGAAUCAGAAUCGGGUGCCGUCGCAGCUGACUCCCAUCGACAAGCUGCAAGGACAUUGGUGAACGCCCUGGCGACCACAAACCGAGAAAACAGCCUUCUGUUCAAUUUUCUCCGAAACCAGCUCUCCAUUUACGACAUUUUGGCGUGCACAACCUCUUUCGAUCCCAUGAGCACCGCUGAUGUCAUUCUACCCGCACCCGACCAUUCAAACCUCAUCUUUUCGGAGUACUUGGCUCUUCUGCACCGGGUGACGAUACUGUCUCGGCAACGAUAUGACAUGGAGUCAUCUGGAGAUCCCAACUACGCUGAGCUCCCCAUCACUCCCUCCGGUGCUCGGGCUGGUUUUGAAUUAGCCCGAGGUUCAACCCUGAUGGCUGCUGGCUUGCUUGAAUUACCCCGGGACGAAAGAUGUCGUGACUUCAUUCGAAUUGUCGACUUGUAUCAUCACUCUGCUCUUCUCUAUACCUACCGAUGUCUUUUCCCGGGAAAAGUCGAUCCCACAGACGUCCGUGCUUCGACCACGGCGGUAUUUGAGAGGCUUACCCAGCUUGAAGACCGCGCUUCGUGCAUACAGAAUUUACCAUGGCCCGUCUUUGUUGCCGGAACAGAAUGUUGUGGCAAUUCGGAAAGACAGUCCUUCAUAGCACAAACGUAUGAAGACAUUGCUAGGGACAUGGGCUUUAAGCACUAUCUUGAAGUUCUCAAGUUCUUAAAGGAUCUCUGGUCGGGCGAGAACGCCGAUUGGACUGAUCUGGCGCGUCGUUAUGGAUUGAAUGGGAAACAAAUCCUGGCGGUUUGA
Rhinocladiella mackenziei CBS 650.93 is the source of this 1539-nucleotide messenger RNA. RefSeq lists its product as uncharacterized. Bases 1 to 1539 code for a protein of 512 amino acids. Gene Ontology annotation, biological process: positive regulation of transcription by RNA polymerase II. NCBI's taxonomy places the organism in Eukaryota, Fungi, Ascomycota, Eurotiomycetes, Chaetothyriales, Herpotrichiellaceae. Gene Ontology annotation, molecular function: zinc ion binding; transcription cis-regulatory region binding; DNA-binding transcription factor activity, RNA polymerase II-specific. The transcript is spliced from 2 exons. Gene Ontology annotation, cellular component: nucleus. The record is from RefSeq and is a predicted model, not a curated record.